Messenger RNA from Penicillium cataractarum, 642 nucleotides. RefSeq lists its product as uncharacterized. Gene Ontology annotation, cellular component: THO complex part of transcription export complex. Gene Ontology annotation, molecular function: mRNA binding. Bases 1 to 642 code for a protein of 213 amino acids. Gene Ontology annotation, biological process: positive regulation of DNA-templated transcription, elongation; mRNA export from nucleus. The record is from RefSeq and is a predicted model, not a curated record. Lineage: Eukaryota; Fungi; Ascomycota; Eurotiomycetes; Eurotiales; Aspergillaceae. The transcript is spliced from 3 exons.
AUGGCUAUCGGUGAAAUCGUCUCUGACGAGUCGCUGCUGCCCGUGCUCGGCACCAGCGCAGAGACUUUGGCUCAAUGCCAGCAGCUGAUCGCAUUGUUGAAUCCCGACAACAGCCCGUCCGAUCCCGCGGGUCUCAAAGAGCUGUCCUUGGCCGUGUCCAAGCAGCAGAAGAUUCUCUUUGCUCGACUUGCUCAACUCCGCGGCCAGAACCGAGAUGCCAUCUUUCGCGUCCGUGACACAAAAUAUGCCACUGCGGAGGCUCGCCAGGAGAUCGACCGACUGCAUCUACAACUGCAGAACUUGUACUACGAGCAGAAGCACCUUACAGGCGAGAUCGCUGCCUGCGAGUCUUAUGACCACAAAUAUCUUUCGCUGCCUCUGAUCCCCGUGGAUGAAUUUCUGGAACUGUUCCCCGAGCAUCGCGAAUCCAAUGAACACGACCUCAUGAUCGCGCGUAUCAACCACGAACAUGCCGAACGGGAGAAACUCGAGCAGGCUCGUCAAGAGCUCCUGAAGCGCAAGCAAGCGUUGAUCGCAGAAAAUAAGAAACGCAAGGAUGAUUUGGCUAAUCUGGAUCAGGAUUUAGAGAAGUUCAUCGAUGCGGCCAAACCAAUUCAAAAGAUCUUCGAAAAGGAAUACUGA